UAUAUAAAUUACAACAACAAAAAAUAUGUUGUAAAAACCACAAAACCAGCCAGAAACUAAUGGAACUAAUUGUUCGACGAAAGGCGGCCACAUGAAUGAUGCAUAGCAGGAGGCGGGGGACGUGCUGUUAACAGGAGUGUGUGCGAGAGGGAGAGAGAGGGAGAGUGAGAAAGAGUGCGAACCAUUCAUUGUUUAGCCGAAAGUGAAAUGCCAAUGCCAAGCGCAGGCCGCCGCUGCGCUUCAUAAUUGGAGCAACUGCAGCGCUUGCCACGAGAUCGUGUGAAGUGUAUAAAAUCAUGUGCUUGGCGCGCAGGCGCCGGCAGUCAAUAGUGGCGAUCGCAAGGCAACUGACGACGAUUGCCAGCGUACAGCGAAUAGAGCAGCUCUAACUUGGAAUACCUGAGCACAGACCCAACUACUCUCGACAUGAGGAAGCAUUGCAUCUCCGGAUGCUGCAUUUCGUUACUGCUGCUGCUGCUGCUGCAGCUGGUGAGCGGCGAGCAACAGGCGGAAGAUCACAGAAUUCAAAGACGUUUCAUGUGGCAGCAAAUGGACAUGGGCGGCCUUAUGGGCCGCAUGUUCGGUGGGGCACGGAUAAUGAGGACCAUGUUCGGUGACUUUAUGCCCAGCACAGCGAGCUACGGCAAAAACAUGAUGGACUAUAUGCCAACGGAGACGACGCGCGUCAAGUACAUCAUCCGAGAUCCGCAUACGAACAAGCCAGUGAAGAUAAUCAAGAUGCGUGGCUCGCCGAAGAAGGUGGUGAAGCUGAUAAGGCCACUGCCCAAGCCGAAGCCCAUGGUCACAGAGUCGACGAAGCUGCAGUACGAGAAUCGCAUGCGGCAGCUGGAGAAGGAGCAGGAGCUGAUUGCUGAGGGCAAAGUGCCCGCUAGCAGCGAUGAGGCGCUCAUGGAUAAAUAUUUUAAGCACAAGCCGCGCACCAACAGCAACGAGAUUGUCUCUGGCAAGAUUAUGGAAUACCAGAGCUGGAAGCCAGUCUACAAGUCGGGUGAACAGCCCACGUCUUAUGUCACGCUGCGUCCUCAGGCCAUGACACAGCUGCACACACAAAUUACGUCCAGUCGCGACAACAAGGACAAUACGCCUCCUGGCGAAAUGCUGCCCAAGCCCGAGAAACUGGUGGGCCGACGUCCAGAGCUGGACGAGGAGGACGACGAUUUCGAGCAAGUCGAUGACGAUAAUGAAAAUGAGCUAGCCAAGCCGCCAGGCGGCCAUCAAUACGAGGUGACCGAGCACACGGGCGAGGCAAGCGGCGAGGUGCAAUCGCUGACGCCCAUGGAGGGCGGCUUUGUGCCCUCCAAGCUGUAUCACAGCCAGCCAAGCGAGCAGGCCAAUAGCCAGCCAAGCAGUCACUCGAGCAGUCACUCCCACAGCCAGCCAAGCAGUCACUCCAACAGCCCGCCCGACAGCCAUGCCAACAGCCAGCACAGCCACAGCGGCAGCCACGCGCACCGUCCUCGUAGUCGUGGCAACAGCCUUGCACCACCGACCACCACAACCACCGAGGUGCCCAAUUAUCCGCCAGCGUUUCUGAAAAAGUAUCGCGAGCGCGAGGCCGCCGCAGCCAACGCAAGGCCCAGCAGCAGCAGCAGCAGCAGCAGCAGCAGCAGCAGCAGCAGCAGCAGCAGCAGCAGCAGUAGCAGCAGUAAAGCCCGACCGAAGCACCACAAAGAGCUGGUUCUCGCCGAGCCGCAGAACAGCCAAGCCCAAUCCAAUAUUAGCUUUGCGAUGAGCAGCCUACGCGCACGCCUCCAGGAGCAGCAGCGUCAGAGCAAUCAGCAGGAGCGCGACGCCGAGAUGGAGGCGGCCUUGGUGGAGGCCAUGCAUGGCGACAAAUGGCCAGCGGAGGUGCAGCACGGCGGCAGCUAUCUGACCAGUCCCAUUGGACCCAGUGCGGUGGCCUUCGACCAGGCGGUGCAGCCCUCGAAGAAGCAGCGCAGCGAGUACAAAAGACAGCGGGCCAAUCUGCGACAGCGCGGAUCCGUCAAGUUUAGCGAUAAUCCUAUCGAGGAGGUGUAGCCCAGUAGCAAGCGGAGCAGCGGAGCAGUAACCAAAGCAUAGCCAAAGCGUCAGUUAAGCGUUUUAAUUGCCUAGCUGUUAACAUAGUUUUUAAAAGGCCUGAGUAAACGCAAGAGUUUAACACACCCACACACACACACACACGCAAAUACUUUGCGCAACAAAACAAUUUCAUUUGGGACUGGCUGAAGUCAUUGGACCGAGCGCACGCAAUGCAAAUGCAACUUCAUUAUCGCGUUGCUGUUCGUUAUGCCGAAUGCACUUUAAUUAUUGUAAAAUAUCCCAAGCUCUUUCCCGCCCCUGCAAGUCGUUGGCACUUAUCACAUUCCUUCGUUUCAUUUGACAACCAAUUUAAAGCUUUGAACUGCCUUCAAGUUGACCCCAAAAAUACAAAAAAAAAAAAAGACACCCCAACACACAAGCGCAGCUAAAAGUGGGUUAAACCUGCUAUAAAUUCCAGUGACAAACCAGAACAAAAGACAGCCAUAAGACAUUCUAAGCUUUAACAUUCCCAGAGACGGCCGCAAGGCCACUUCUUCUCUUCACAAAACAGCUAAAAUAGUAGAAGGAAAAAAUACACACACACACACACACAACAACGACAAUAACAAAAAAAAAAAGAAAUGCAACAAAUGCGGUUUUUAAUUAAGUACCUAAAGCAAUGGCGACAACAGCUGAAUUAAGAGCCAAACUGGCCAGAGCGAAUGGCAAUGGAAAAUGUAAGCACAAGGCAGAGUGAAUGAAAGUAGAGGAAAAGCAUGCAGCACACAGCGGGAAACCAAUUUUCCUCCAUUUCGUCGAAUGAAUGCCAUCCAUUUCGAUUCACUGAAAAACUUCUGACAAAGCCACAAUUACUUUAAGCAAAGCAGGAAUUUAAUAAGAGAUAAAUAAAAAUUUCAAAUGGCUCAACUUGUGGAUUUAAUUUAUUGCUUAAUAA
Messenger RNA from Drosophila mojavensis, 2977 nucleotides. RefSeq names its product pinin. The transcript is spliced from 3 exons. The coding region runs from base 427 to 2040 and encodes 537 amino acids. NCBI's taxonomy places the organism in Eukaryota, Metazoa, Arthropoda, Insecta, Diptera, Drosophilidae. The record is from RefSeq and is a predicted model, not a curated record.